This is a messenger RNA of Hyaloscypha bicolor E, 639 nucleotides long. RefSeq lists its product as uncharacterized. The record is from RefSeq and is a predicted model, not a curated record. Lineage: Eukaryota; Fungi; Ascomycota; Leotiomycetes; Helotiales; Hyaloscyphaceae. The coding region runs from base 225 to 410 and encodes 61 amino acids. The transcript has 3 exons.
UGUGUUUCAUGCUUGACUGCUCCGUAAACUGGCCAACUAUUUACAAGGAAAUAUUCAGGCGAGGAAUUUAUUUUCCUGUUCAUUUAUCUUUCUUCUGAAACAUUUUAAGGGUUCUCAAGUUAGGUGGAUGGCUGGAAGCAGCCAGCUUUGUCAACGUUUUUGGGAAGAGGUACAAGCUCCCCAUCGGCAUUUGACCAGCAGGCCCCAAAACGGAGGAAUUAGAGAUGCAGUUCCGCGCCUAUAUUAAGGAUGGUAUGGAAGGAUAUGCAAUGGCCUUGCUGACUCGGGUUUUGCAAAGGGAGGACGCCGAGGCUCAAGUGUUUUUUUGCCCAGCUCAUAGCCGCCUUCAAGGACAAGAAAGUACACACAUAUGCACUUGCAUCUACGAGCAAAAGCUGCUUGCCACUUAGGAACAAGUUCCUGUGCCAGAAGCUAUCCCUGUUGCUGCUUUUCAGCCCCCGGAGGUCUAUAUCGACGUUCUGACAAUAUACGAGGAGGGUGUUUAUAGUUCGUUGGCGUUCCUAAGCUUGCGAUCACUUGGUGCGACUCAGUCUGCAAAUUCAAAUACUCGCCCUGCAACGCUUGCGAAAAUGAAUAAGCUAAGAUUGAAGUACCACGUCCAUGCACCGUAUUCACUGC